AUGCACGUAAAUGGAUGCAUGGGCAGCAAUCUUUCGGAUGUUUUCCCUUCACUUCCUUUCCAAGACUCAAUUAGUAACUCUGUCACUGGUCCAGUCUUGAAUAUAAACGGACCAAACGUUAACAGCAUUGAUACUAUGUCUCGACUCAAAUUUCUUGGUUUAAAUUUGGGGAAUAAUAAUCAGAAUGGAAAUAGUAACACCCUUUGUAAUGAGGAUCGCUCACGCACCAAUUUGAUUAUAAACUACCUUCCUCAGAGCUACGACCAAAACGAUCUCCAGCGUCUCUUCGAGCGAGUGGGACCUAUUAGGCAGUGUAAGCUUAUUAGAGACAAGAACACUGGUGCUAGUUUGUGUUACGGGUUCGUAGAUUUCGUGAACCCUCAGCACGCAGCUUUAGCAAUACAAACCUAUCACGGUUACGAGACGGAGCAGAAACGACUGCGUGUGGCGUACGCCAGUUCAGGUGGUCGUCGGUUCACACCAGGACAUCGUCUCCAAACGUUUUCCAAUGGAACUAAUUUCCCAGGCUCAUUGAACUCUGAAGUCACAAAUGAAAAUAUAAUUGGAUGGGAGAUCAUAGUAACUGGGAUACCUGUAGAGUGGACUGAACCGGAUUUACUCCGUCUUUUUUCUAAUUUCGGGGCCGUUGUGGUUAUUAGAUUAUUAGCUCCUCAAUUUCCCGAUUCACCACCAGGUCAAAAGCCUCGUCUCAGUCCCGCUCUGAACGGGGCUUCAAGUGAUAUGAGUUCAGAAUCAGCAGACAGCAAGUUCACUUCAAGUGCAUCUGUCAUUUUUCAGGAGAAAAAUAAUGCUGAGCUUUCUGUUUUGCGCUUAAAUGGUUACCAGGCUCCGGAAUGGACGUCACCGCUUAGAUUGAGAUUAAUUGGUUCUGUAACGAGAGAAACCUAUGGGCUGUUUUACUUUUCUUCGCGUCAGUCGCCACUCCCACUUAAUCGUACAACUAACAACAACAGUAACACGGAUCCUUUGACCGAAUCAAAUAUACUUACAAAUGUGCUGAAUAGACGGACGCUAAACACGCUAGGCUGCGCUGUGCAUGGAAAUUCACAAAGUCAGUAUAUGACAGAAACAAAAAACUCUGAAGUCACUCUAAACGUAGCAGUAGAGUCUAGCGGUUCCCUCCAGUUACCAUCAAACCCUCAGUUCGGCAUCCCUCCUCGACCAAUCAUGCGAAACAAAGUCACUGAUCACAACCUAACAUCAAUCUUCAACCGCGACGUCCUCUCACAAACCAGUUCGUUGGAUGUCUUGGAUUUCCUUGACGGUCACCAUAGUGCAAACUCACCAGGUUUUGUUGCUGGGGUUGAUCGCUGUUCAUCCCGAGAGAUCUCGAUAAUAAACACACUUAACUCCCAACGAACUGUCGACAAUGACCAGCCAAAAUUGGAACAUUCUCUCAGGAAUUUGACGAACACAACGAGUCAUUCUCCAUGGUUGUUUUCCCAACAGCGGUCUGUAAUUAAUUCACUUCCAGAAACUGGACGUUCGGACGAAAUAAAUCCGAGUGCUUUGACAGCUGGAGUAUGCGCGCGUUUGUCUGUUAAAAGUCCUUUGAUACCAAGUCCUGUGUUGUCGAGUUUAUUAACACAGCGGGGUUGUCAGAUAAACGUAUGGCUCAAACUAGAAAAUAUUCAACCGACUGGAUCAUUCAAAAUUCGUGGUGUUGAAAAUGUGGUUCGCAAGUGGGCAGCCGCGGGAGUGACUCAUAUUGUCUGUCCAACUACUGGGAAUGCAGGCAUAGCUGUAUCUUUUGCAGCUCACACUUACAGAAUGAACUGUACAUUAGUAGUCCCUGAGGCUCUUGAGCAAACUAUUAGACGGCGCUUAUCAUUAGAGGCACAGGAAGCCAAGAUCGUUAUUGGUGGUUCGAGCUUCUUGGAGGCCCAUCACCGCGCUGAGCAAUUAGUAAACGACCUACAAUCCGGACACAGUGACCCCACUAUCCGACUUCUUCAUCCUUAUGAUCAACCUGAACUAUGGGAAGGAUACGAAACUAUUGUCGACGAAGUCACUCCAGAGAUCGGUCAACCAGAUGCUAUAGUUGUCGCCGUCGGUGGUGGAGGGUUGCUUGCAGGCGUCAUACAAGGUCUGUGGAAUAGAGGAUGGUCUUCAACACAUGUCGUAACUGUGGAGACAGAGGGAGCAGAUUGCUUAAAUCGUUCAUUGAAGUCUGGUCAGUUAGCAGUUAUCCCACGAAGCUCAACGAUUGCAACUUCUCUCAGUGCCCCAGUCUUGGCACAGCGUGCUUGGAGUUUGGCUCAAUGCCAUUCGAUUAGUGCAGUGACCUGUACUGACGGAGAGGCAGUUGAUGGAGUUAAACGUUUUUUGGAUGACCAUGGAAUGCUUGUUGAUCCAGCUUGUGGAGCAGCACUUUCGACUGUAUAUUCAGGCUACCUAUCACGCUUACAACUAGAGGGUCGUCUACCUCGUCCCUCCAAUGUUCUCAUAAUUAUCGGCGGUGGACGGAAUGUCUCUUUUCGUCAGUUGAUUGACUGGGAAAACCAAAUGUCUUCAUUCGCUCCAGAACAAAUUGCUGCAUCUGUUUUACCACCUUUGUCAAGUUCGUACAUCACUCAUUUGUCACCUCGUUCGACAUGCCAAGAUAUACCUAAAUCUUCAACAAUGACUCAUUACACAUCAGGGGCUGAACACGAAGAAGGCAGAGUUGGGACUCCGACACCAAACACACCGCGGUCUGUGUGUGCUAUUUUGAGCAGAACUGCAGUCUCCAGGUCUGAUGCUGCUGAUCACCAAAUGUCAGUCUGCAAUGGACUGGAUGUCGAAAAUAGUUCUGAAUGCACUGGUUCUUUAAAUCCACACGACCUAAUGAAUUUCUCCAAACUCCUGGCCUCAUCUGAGGCUGAUGGUGAAGAAGUAAUCUGUUUAACGCGCUGUUAUGGUAUAAGAUUCGAGGACUAUAACACCCAUAUGAGAAAGAAAGUACGACAUCAAAUAAACAAAUAA
This is a messenger RNA of Schistosoma spindalis, 2985 nucleotides long. Lineage: Eukaryota; Metazoa; Platyhelminthes; Trematoda; Strigeidida; Schistosomatidae. The record is from the annotation of a GenBank genome assembly.